Aspergillus bombycis is the source of this 549-nucleotide messenger RNA. RefSeq lists its product as uncharacterized. NCBI's taxonomy places the organism in Eukaryota, Fungi, Ascomycota, Eurotiomycetes, Eurotiales, Aspergillaceae. Bases 1 to 549 code for a protein of 182 amino acids. The record is from RefSeq and is a predicted model, not a curated record. The transcript has a single exon.
AUGUCCACUGGACGCACCUACACCCGCACUGACAAGUACUAUGACUGGCAUCGUACAGACGAAGGAAAAGGCAAAAAAGGCGAUAAAGGCAAAGACAAACAAUCCGAGGCAAAAGAUGAAAACCAGCCCACAGCAAGAGGCAAAUAUUGCUAUGCAAAGGUCACAGCGAAUGUCUCGCGCUAUGACAGCUACCCAAUGUUCUAUCAAGCCUGUGGAGCCCUUAUUGCGGAAGGAAAGUGGGAUAUCGUUUACCGUGAACAACUAGGGUCCUUUGAUGAAACCCUCGAGGAAAAUAAAUGUAUCAUGGGUGUUCUCGUAAAUUCAACUGGGCUUCCGCCAACUGAAGCGGAUAUAUUGACAAGCUUUUGGGAAAUGCUUCGAAUGGCUCAUGAAGAUCUGAUGAAAAUGAACAAUCGGAAGUGGGACGCACUUGAGAAGCUAUUCGAUGCCGCUGUAAAGCGUGGUUUUCCGGCGGUUCAACGUGCUCUCCUUGAAGAAUUCGAUAAUCUUUACAAAAUCGAUAGUCCUACUAGUUCUGACCUUCUCUAA